AUGAUAUUUGAUGUAUUUACAUCAAUUUUACCAAUGUCCAUGAUUAUGCUUGGGUGUUGUAGCAAUGUUGUAACAUUAGAAUUAAUUAUAAAAGAAUCUUCAUCACACGCAGUUUUAGUAACAUUUUUUCAAUUUUUGACUGUGGCAAUUAUUGCAUUUUUUGUUAAUGUAAUUUGGAAAGUAAAAUAUGGCAUAAUACCAAUACCGAUUGGAUUCCGUGAGAGAAAAAUACCCAUGACUACCUAUUUUUUAAUGGUAUCAAUAUUUUUUAUAUUAUCAGUUUUAAAUAAUAAAGCAUUGGACUAUGAUAUACCAGUACCAUUCCAUAUGAUUUUUAGAUCCUCAUCAUUAUUAUCAACCAUUUUCAUUGGUUCAAUUUUCUACAAAAAGUCCUAUAGCAAACAACAGGUUAUUAGUUUAUUUAUGGUCACCUUAGGUAUUAUUUUUGCAACAUUUAACUCGAUGCCAGAUAGUAAAAAGGAUAUUUCGUUUGGACAAGAAUCAAACGUUUUUAAAUUUUCAAUUGGAAUUUUAAUGCUUACCACAGCAAUGUUUUUAUCAUCCAUUUUAGGUUUAAUUCAAGAGAGCACCUAUAGACUUUAUGGAAAAGACCGUCACUAUGAAACUAUUUUUUAUUCUCAUUUAUUAUCAUUACCAUUCUUUUUAUUUUUAAAGGACGAUAUUAUACAACAUAUUCUAAUUAAUAAUCAAUCUCAAUUAUUAGAACUUCCAUUUGGUUUGGGCGAAUAUCCAUCAUUAUGGGUUUAUUUAAUUAUCAAUGUAAUAACACAAUAUGUUUGUAUUCAAGGUGUAUUUAUUUUAACUGGUAAAACCAGUACCCUCACUUGUACUUUAGUAAUCAGUAUCAGAAAGUUCAUCAGCAUUAUUAUCUCGGUAAUCUAUUUUAAAAACGAUCUCACAUUUUUAUUAUUCAUAAGUACCUGUUUGGUAUUUAUCGGUACUUUUAUGUAUUCCACCGCCCCAAAAAUUGAAAAAAAAUCUCCCACUCCUGUCCAACUCCCAAAAAAUACAAAAAAAGAUAAAAUUAAAACAAAAUAG
Molecule: messenger RNA, 1059 nt
Organism: Dictyostelium purpureum
Lineage: Eukaryota; Evosea; Eumycetozoa; Dictyosteliales; Dictyosteliaceae
Exons: 4
Coding region: 1-1059 (352 amino acids)
Biological process (GO): transmembrane transport
Cellular component (GO): Golgi membrane; endoplasmic reticulum membrane
Molecular function (GO): UDP-N-acetylglucosamine transmembrane transporter activity
Source: RefSeq, a predicted model, not a curated record